AUGACUACGAAUCCUGUGGGAAUUGAUCCUGCAAUCAUAUCUGCAGCACUUCCCUUUAAGAACCAAAUACUCAACUCACUUGAUGACAAGGUUGGCCCUGACUUUGAAGAGCUUUCUUUGGUUACUAAAAUAGUGGAAACAAUCGGACCUCUAAUACAUGACAAGAAUUAUCAUUUCUUUUGUGAUAAAGAUUUGGGACCUGUUAUUAGUUUCCUUGUCAUCAUAUUCUCUGUUCCUCGGGAACAGCAAGCGAUUGAGUGGUACUGUGAUAAGUUUGCACCAAUAUUAGCCUCAUGUCAGGAUUGUUGUAAAUCAUUCUAUUCGUUUAAAAAUCGUAUUAUCAAAAGAUAUAUUGAGAAUAAAGGCAUCGCAUAUUCGAAUAUAGAUGGUUUUGACUUAAUGAUUUGUAGGUGGAGAGCAGAUACGUUAACUAAGCGUUUAGGUGGCAUUAGUAGUGACAAUCUAACGAAAGAACAGGAAAUUGCAUUCUGCGAGUGUUUUUGGUACCCAAGAGUAUUAAAGCAUUCUCAAAAUCUCAAAGUAUUAUUCAAUAAUGCCUUCUGUUUGUUGAAGGAGAAAAACCAUCCCCUGUUGUCGUAUUCAACAGAAAAUGUCCUAUCAAAAUUAAGUUCUGGUACAGUCUUUUUAUUAAUGGAAGGAACACCUAUUCAGAUAUCACAUUCCUUGGGACUACUCGAUUGGAUGUACGAUCGAAAUGAUAUGAUCACAUUAGAGAACAUGCCAUUAGAUGCACUACAAGAAAUAAACACACAUUACAUAUAUCUGAUUUCAAAACAAUUCGGGAAAGACCUGCAGCCUAGCGCCCUUGCAUUAAAUUCUAUGGGUAUUGCCUGGAUUAGAUUAACCGCCCUUUUCAGUUUAAUGACAAAAGAGGUUAUGGAGCAUCACUUCUUGGAGCCAAAAUUCACACAAAGUUUGAAGAACGCAGGAACGCGUGAAGUCCCAUCUAUCAUACAUUUGUGGUAUAACUGGUUCUCGGUUCCUAAUCCUGAACGUCCUUUGGAUGUUAUGUUGAAAGUGUUAAAUUUAUUUUUGGAUAAAUUUGGACAAGAUUUUUGGACUUAUUUAAAACCAUUUAACUUCCACACUUUACUGGAUCUUAUUUUCGCCCAAGGUACCUUUGCAAAUACGUUGUUAAGAAAACAAGAUUUUCCUAUUUUGAAGGAUGGAAAAGAAACAUGGCUCUCUCUAGAUGGUUCUGUUUCUGACUUGAUAACAUGGUGCAUACCGUUCUAUAACUCAUUAUCAUCGGCAAAGAAAAUGCAAAUGGUCAAAAAAAUAUCUACUGGAUUCCUUAUGACAAUUUGUGAAUGCAGUAAAUUGUUACGCACCUUACCAAAGCUCCUCUUGAUGAGUUACUCGUUGCAACUUUUGAACAAUGUGUUAGAAAUUGACGAGAAGAAAGGGUCUUUAUUGUACAAGAAUUCAGAUCUUCAAAACGAAUUGUACACAGUAGCUGAUUGUCGAAAGGUUGUCAACCAUCCAAAAAUAUCCCAACUACUUUGUGAUACAGUGCAAUCUCCAGAAAUAGUCUUUCCUGGUAUGCAAGUGGAAUCUUUGUCUCUCAGUGCUAUGAAAGUUCUAGCAAAUUGUGUUGAAUAUGACAUUUUAAAUUUAUGUGAGACAACCUUCAACUUAUAUUCUGGUAAGACAAUUAACAAACACCAUAUACUAGACCUUGAUAUGAGGCGAUUCUUCUUGAACCCGUUAAUUCAGAACAUAAAUCUCUCAAGGUUAGGUACUAAUGGGCCCAAACAUGCUCUAUAUAUUAUGGCCGCUCUCCGGAAUGCGAAUGGUUUGAUGACUCUAACUGCAAAGGGAAUGGAAAUUGAAAACCAGAAUAAGCUCACUCAAGAGUAUAUCAAUGUUAUCAAGCAGUUAGUAAUGAAAUGCUCAGAAUUACCUUCAGAUGAACUAAUCAAAAUUUUAUCCGAUAGAAAUGCGGCACAUGGGUUAUGGUCGUGUUUGUUCUCAUCUGAUAGUGAGCUCUACCAAGAAGCCACAAAUAUCUUAUACGAAGUCUUUAAUGUAGAAGGUCGUUUAGAAGGGUUGCAAGAGCUUUUCAAGAGCAGUUUAUCUACCAGUUUGCAUUGUAUCUCUGUCGUUUUAAAGCAACUUACAAAAACUAAGUUUUUCGAACCUUGUCCUAGGGCCAUACGUAUGAUGAUGGAUGUUCUCACUCUCUUCAAUGAGCCUGUCACUGGUAUCUUUUCAAAUUACGAAAAACUAAAGGAUGAUGAGUCUGAUAAAGAGCUUUUCAAUUUCUGGGGAGCAUCUUGGAAAUUUUUAGAUAUGAUAUAUCUAGAAACCAUUCAAUGGACCUCAAAGCAUUCCAACGUGGUCCUAGAGAACUUCACGAGAGACGUACUUGAUGUUAGUAAUAUGCUAAUGGUAUCCUAUAGAGAGUUUUCUGAUGUUUUAGUCAAAGGAAAGGUAACGGAAAACGAUCUUUUCAAGUUCCCUAUGAGUCCUUUUAAAAACAUGUUGUAUUGGCUAAGAUUGAAUGAUGAACAACUACUAGCAUCAUGUGUGAAGUUGAUUGUAUCAGCUUCAGAUCUUGCGAAAGAAAAGCAAUUUCAAUUUGAUGAAAUGCUUGUAUUGGAUAUGGUCAAAUACGCAUCAAAGGCGAGGAAGUAUCCGAACAAACUAUCACCUGCCCAAAGUCAAGAACUUCUUGAACGCGCUAGAUUCUUUAAUGUGGCUUUAACGAAUGAGGUAGUAAAAGAAUCAGAAAAGUAUCAUUUGGAAAAAGAGUUGCUGAAGAAGGGUAUAAAAGCAAACGUUCCUAAUACAGAUAUAAAAAGUGCUCUUCAAUCAUCUCACCAAGUAUUAACGAAACCUUCCAUGACUUCCGGUCAGCGUGCAGAUUUGAUGCUCAAAAAAGCAAAUGCAGGCUCUUCGCUCACUUCCCGUCCAAAAGGUCAAUCGACACUUUCUUCAUACGGAUUUUUCAAGCCAGGUGGUACGCCUACUGUUAGUUCGGCUCCAUCUAAACCUCUCUCUAGGUUUGAACUAGAGAGGAAAAAGCUUCUUGAAAAGCGUGUUAUUCAUCCACCACAGAAUCAAGUUUUCAACACUAGACCAAGUAUACAUGCAAAGAAAGAAGAAAGUAGUAGCGAGGAUGAAAGUGACUUCGAAAAUGCUGCGGAGCUUUUCGCUGUUGCAAAAUCCAAGGCAAGGACUUACUCGCCAGGUGUUCUUGAUAUCAACGGGAAGGAAAUCAAAAAGUCCACAACCGCUGCAGAUCUUCGUCAACUUGAAGAAGAAAAUAUGAGGAGAAGGCUAAAUGUUGAUUUAGCUCCAUUCUAUGAGAAGAUCUUGAAAUGGGAUUACAAAAGAACCAGCGAAUAUCCGGAUGAUCAGGAAAAUAACUAUUCAGACGUCAAAGAUACAUUUAAAAGUGCUUCUGCCUAUCAAAGUAUCAUGGAACCGUUAUUAUUGUUAGAAUGUUGGCAGGGGUUAUGCUCAGCAAGAGAUAGAGAAGAGCAGAAGAGUUUCAGUUUUGUUGUAGGAAACAGGACAGUAGUGUCUGACUUUUACGAAGUAUACGCAUCGAUUAAUAAAGAUGUAGUUCGUGACACCGGGAUCAAUGAUUCAGACCUUAUUGUUCUUGGUUAUUUUCCUGACCGAGUUUCAUCAAAGCCAUUGACAGACAAAGAAUUCAAACGUACUCAGUAUACAUGUCUAGCAAAGAUAAAAGAACUUAAAAAUUCAAAAGGUGAUAGUAUGGAUCUCACUUUUAGAAUUCAUCGUAACCAUAAGUUUUCUAACUUCUUGACUUUGAGAUCAGAAAUCCAUGCUUUGAAAGUGAUGCAAAUGACAACCGUGGAAAGAGAAUAUUCAUCUUUGAAGGGUUUACCAUAUUAUGAUCUUGUAGAUCAAAUUUUAAAAGCCCAACCAUCUGUUCCUGAGUCCAUGGAUUUAAAAGAGAUUGAGAGAAUCAAAACCAAGUUUAGUUUGAAUGCCUCGCAAGCAAAAGCAAUUUUGAGCACCGUUUCUACACAAGGGUUUUCAUUAAUUCAAGGUCCUCCUGGUACAGGUAAAACUAAGACUAUUCUUGGUAUUGUAGGAUAUUUCAUUUCUAAGGCAAAGAAGAAUUCUAACACUGUAACACACACCAUUAUUACUCCAACGACAACGACUUCAACAGAACAGCUUCUUGAGAGACAAAAGGUACUAAUAUGUGCUCCCAGUAAUGCAGCAGUGGAUGAACUAGUGUUGAGAUUAAGAGAAGGUGUACUGGAUUACUCAGGUAAUAUAUUUCACCCAGAAAUUGUUCGUAUUGGUAGAUCGGAUGCUGUAAACGACUCCAUUAAGGACUUGACUCUGGAAGAAAAGGUUGACAGAAAACUUGGUGGUUCGGAUUAUGAUAUGGUUCAAGAUUCUGCUCUAAAUCAAAAAUUCCAAGAAACAUUGCAAAAGCGUAGAAUGUUAACAGACAAAUUGAAUAAAGAAAAUGGAAAUCCAAACAGUACGUUAUCAUCGGCAGAUAUUGCAGAUAUUCAGAUGCAAAUCCGGGAUCUGCGCAAGGCCAUUAGUGAAAUGGGUAAGCAAAAAGACGAAAUUCGAGAAUCCAACUCGUUGAAAUACAGAAACAGAGAGAUUGAUAGAAGAAAAGCUCAAGCGCGUAUCUUGGCUGAGUCAGAUAUUAUUUGCUCCACAUUAUCUGGUUCAGCUCAUGAUGUUCUUGCUUCGUUAGGGGUCAAAUUUGACACUAUCAUUAUUGAUGAAGCCUGUCAAUGUACUGAACUUUCAAGUAUCAUCCCACUAAGAUACGGUGGUAAAAGGUGCAUUAUGGUUGGUGAUCCUAAUCAGUUACCACCUACAGUACUAUCAGGUGCCGCUAGUGAUAUGAAAUAUAACCAAUCUUUAUUUGUCCGCAUGCAAAAGAAUUGUAGUCCAUAUCUAUUAGAUGUGCAAUAUCGUAUGCACCCAGCCAUUAGUAAAUUCCCAUCAUUGGAAUUUUACAAAGGUAAAUUACAAGAUGGUACCCAUGUUCAAGAAAUCAAUAAGAGAGAAUGGCACGGAAAAUAUCCAUUCGGUCCUUACAAAUUCUUUGAUAUUGUUACAGGUAAACAAAAACAAAAUAUGAAAACAAUGUCAUAUACUAACCCGGAAGAAAUAAAGGUCGCUAUUGAAUUAGUGGAUAAUCUAUUAAGCAACUAUGAAACAAAUUAUGAUUUCACAAAUAAAAUUGGUAUUAUUUCACCUUACAGGGAACAAAUGCAAUCAAUGAGAAACCAAUUCAGACGUUACUUUGGUGAUCAGAUAAGAUCAUAUGUUGAUUUUAACACAAUUGAUGGGUUCCAGGGGCAAGAGAAAGAGAUCAUCAUUAUCUCAUGUGUCCGUGCUGAUGAUAAUUCCACAAGCGUUGGAUUCUUAAGAGAUUUCAGACGUAUGAAUGUUGCGCUAACGAGAGCUAAGUGCAGUUUGUGGAUAUUAGGGCAUCAUAAAUCUCUAGUAAAUAACAAGUUGUGGAAACAUCUUAUCUCUGAUGCUAAGGAGAGAAACUGUUUGGAGCUUGCAUGUCCUGGUUUCCUCAAUCCAAGUGAUAAAUUUGCACAAGAUACAAUACAAAAAUUCAAAGGAUCUCAUGAUUACAUUGCUAAUCUAGAUACAUAUGACCCAUAUCAGAACAAUGUUCCAUCUGACGGGGAUAGGAAUAAGCAUAGAUUCUCGGAUCAUUCGUCAUCAAAUCAGCACUCUAAGAAGAAGUUGAAAUUGGAAAAUUGGAAAAAACAACGAACCGAGUCAGCGAGCGAAUCGGCGAACGAAAAUCAAAAACCAAACGACUUCAAAUCUAGUCCUGCUACAAAAGUUCCUGGGAGAAAAAAGAAGUCAUCAAUUUUCAGUGCAUCGCGUACCGCACUUGGGUCACCUUUAGAUAAUGCUUCUCGUCUUGGUGCUCAUACGGAUGCUGAUGGAAGUUAUAAGCCGAAGCCAUAUAUUAACGAUUCGUCGUCUGACAGCAAACGAAAAUAA
Kluyveromyces marxianus DMKU3-1042 is the source of this 6003-nucleotide messenger RNA. It is a transcript of the gene SEN1, whose product is annotated as DNA/RNA helicase SEN1. The transcript has a single exon. The record is from RefSeq and is a predicted model, not a curated record. Gene Ontology annotation, molecular function: ATP binding; helicase activity; transcription termination site sequence-specific DNA binding. Gene Ontology annotation, cellular component: nuclear body. NCBI's taxonomy places the organism in Eukaryota, Fungi, Ascomycota, Saccharomycetes, Saccharomycetales, Saccharomycetaceae. Bases 1 to 6003 code for a protein of 2000 amino acids. Gene Ontology annotation, biological process: termination of RNA polymerase II transcription.